Molecule: messenger RNA, 1311 nt
Organism: Helobdella robusta
Lineage: Eukaryota; Metazoa; Annelida; Clitellata; Rhynchobdellida; Glossiphoniidae
Exons: 5
Coding region: 1-1311 (436 amino acids)
Molecular function (GO): N,N-dimethylaniline monooxygenase activity; NADP binding; flavin adenine dinucleotide binding
Source: RefSeq, a predicted model, not a curated record
AUGUUAGCCAGAAAGAUAGCCAUAGUAGGGGCUGGUUCUGCUGGACUGGCUGUUCUUCGUCAGUUUUGUGUCCCCACAAUACAUAACCAACAAGAAAAAGAUGAAUAUAGAUUCGAAGUCACUUGUUUUGAGCAACUUUCAGAUGUUGGGGGUUUGUGGAUUUAUUCAGACGUCAUCACUGAUGUCAAUCAUCCAGUUGGUAGUCAGUACACAGCUGUGUAUAAAAGCCUGAUUACUAAUCUACCCCACCAAAUUAUGGCCUUCACUGAUUUUCCAUUUCCUAAAGAAUUACCGACGUAUGUGGGGCAUGAAGUAGUGAAAGAUUACCUGCAAAGUUACUCUGACCAUUUUAAUUUAAAACAAUUCAUUCAAUUUAACACGAGGGUAAUUGACAUAAAACCCCAAAUUGUGAUUGGUCACGAUGACAUUUGGUCUGUUUCAGUUGAAAAUGUCCAUUCAAAGAUAAUUACAAAGCAUACAUUCGAUGCAAUCGUCAUUUGUAAUGGACAUUUUUCAACGCCAAACUACCCAAGAAUAGAAAAUUUAGAUAAAUUUUCCGGAAAAUUAGAACAUUCUAUGGUGUACAGGAAUGCAGAAGAUUACAAAAAUAAAAGAGUUCUCAUAAUUGGAGGGGGUCCGAGCGGGGUCGAUAUUGCUUCUGAGGUUUGUCAGUUUGCCGAGAAAAGUAAUAACCCGCAAUCUGUCGAAAAUGACCUUAAAACUACACUAACAAUAUCCGAUAAGGCGCCUCCAAGCACGGCCCAUCUCACACAAAAUCCGAAUGUGCGAUCCAUCGACAACAUCGAUUGCAUCAUAUGUUGUACGGGCUAUUUAUACAGCUAUCCAUUUUUAGGUUCUGACAGUGGUGUGGCUGUCCUUGGCCCCGCCCACGUUGGGCCCCUCUAUAAAGAUUUGAUUAGUGUGAGGAGGCCCUCACUAGCUUUCCCGGGUCUUCAAUCCUCAAUCAUUCCAUUCCCUCUCACAGAAUGUCAAGCCAAGUUUUUAAAAGCUCACCUAUCUGGUAAAGUUAAAUUUCCUAAAACCGGCAAAGAGUUGGAUGAAGUUUUGAGUAGAGAUGUCGAAGCGAAAAGAGCUAGUGGUGUAAAUAUUGAAAGUGACCCCCAUAGGACGGGCGUCUGGCAAUGGCAAUACAUGAAUGAGUUGGCGGCCUUGGCUGGAUUCGAACCUCCUCCUAGUUACUAUCCUGCUUUGCAUGCUGCUGUUAUCAAGGAUAGGAAAGAAUCAUUACAAAAUUACAAGUCUAAAGAGUAUAAAAUUAACGAAGAUGGCACUUUUUAUGAAGUUUUGUAA